Culex quinquefasciatus (southern house mosquito) is the source of this 2502-nucleotide messenger RNA. RefSeq names its product zinc finger protein 271. The coding region runs from base 63 to 2438 and encodes 791 amino acids. The transcript has 2 exons. Gene Ontology annotation, biological process: regulation of transcription by RNA polymerase II. Gene Ontology annotation, cellular component: nucleus. Gene Ontology annotation, molecular function: DNA-binding transcription factor activity, RNA polymerase II-specific; RNA polymerase II transcription regulatory region sequence-specific DNA binding; zinc ion binding. The record is from RefSeq and is a predicted model, not a curated record. NCBI's taxonomy places the organism in Eukaryota, Metazoa, Arthropoda, Insecta, Diptera, Culicidae.
AUGAAAACAAACCAAAUUUCUUCCAGCAAACAACAAGACCAGUCGACUUUCGCAGCCGCCCAAUGUCCACGCCGGUAAUUUGCCGCGUCUGCACGGCACCGACGCCGCCGGACGCCUCCUGGAACCUGUUCGAGUGCCAGGCGGCCGACGGCUACAGUCUCGCCCAGCUGGUCGCCCUCGUCGGCGACAUCGAAGUGCGUCCGGACGAGGCGGACCUUUCGGCGUGGUGCUGCGUCCAAUGUCAGCUGGACGUGGGAGCGGCGUACCGGGUGCGGGUGCUCUGCCAGGAGUCGGACCGGAAGCUGCGGGAAAUGCUGGAGGCGGCGGUCGUUGAGACCAGUUCGGUUUGCCAGAUUGAGGAGGAUGAAAAGGAGGAAUCUUCCACCUUGCAGCACACGGAUGCGUUCGAAGAGAUUCCAAACACCAAACAACGCUGCUGCGGGUGCCACCAGCUCUUCGACACCGUUGAGGAACUUGUCGCGCAUAGUACGGAGCGAUACGCGGUUGCCGAAACGCCAAUGGCUACAAAGGACAGAGAGGUUUGCGACGUGUGCUACAGGUUGGUGGGCAAGCGGUACAUGGAGCUACACAAGCAGUCACCCAAGACGCUGUUCCGCUGCAAGGCUUGUGGUGAGCUGUUUCUCGCCAAGCGGCAUGUCACCAGGCAUGCGAAAGUUUGCAGCUCCGGUCAGGUGCAUUCGCCCCGGAAGGAUCAAGCGAACGAAGGGAGCACCGAAGAGAACGCGACAUUCAAGUGUUCGCAGUGUAGGAAGAAGUUUAGAACUCAGAAAUCGCUACGUGCCCAUGAGUACAUUCAUCAUAAUUCGUUUUCCCAAAAGUGUACACGCUGUGCUGAGGUUUUCACCGAUUUCAACGAGUACAGGACACAUUUGAAUAGUCACCGGAAGAAUAAACAUGAUGUUCCAAAAAGGCACCAGUGCUUUCACUGCCCGGCUAGCUUUAAUCACAAGAGUAGCAUGUCUCGACAUGUGAAGAAAUACCACCUGGAGAUUUCGGCAUCCGCAGAGAACAACCACAGCCGAACCGAGGAUACCGAGGAAGGUGACGAUACGUUUGAAGAGGAAGUUGUCUUCAAGAUCGAGGUUGAAGAAGCUACGGUAGAACCGGAAGUUGCCCCAGCAUCUACAGGAAGUCGAACCGAGGUUACCGAGAGUGGUGAAGAUACGAUAGAAGGGAAUGUUGUCUUGAAGAUCGAGGUCGAAGAUCCGGUAGAAACACAAGAGUCUCCCGAGGAAGACGAAGAUAUGUUUGAAGAAGAUGAUGUCUGCAAGAACGAGGUUGAAGAUCCGGCAAAACCACAAGAGACUCCCGAGGAAGACGAAGAUACGUUAGAUGCAGUCUGGGAGAUCAAGGAUGGAAGAAAGGUUGAUGUUGUAGAAAGCGAGAAUGACGACGACGACGACGAAGAGGCCGAAUCUUCAGCAGUGGACGACUCACCAGCUCAUGAAUCGGAACUUUUCCAGGAAAUCAAGGCGGUCGACCAGCGCCGCUGCUGCUCCUGCCUGCUAAUCUUCCCCAACGAAUCAAGCCUGCUUGAGCACGCUGAACAAGUACAUAAAGUUGACGAUCCUCCGAAGGAGGACGCAGUCAACAACAAGCUCUGUAACGUCUGCUACAAGUUGAUCAACAAAACGAAUUACGUCCGGCACGGUAGGCUCCCGAAGACACUAUUUCGUUGCACAGCUUGCGAUGAUCUUUUCUUCUCCAAAAAACUCGUCCUAAAACACUACAGAUGGGAUCAUUACAGCCCGCGGAAAUGUUGCACCUGCAAACAAAAAUUCAAAACCGUAGAAGCCCUUCGCCAGCAUUCCAACGAGGUCCACCUCCCAAAAAAGCGCAAACCAGACAAGAACCGCCCGUACAGCUGCAACCUGUGCUACAAAACGUUCAAGAACAAAGGCAGUCGAGACAAUCAUCGAUCGCGAGCGUUCAACUACUUCAGCUGUUCAAAGUGCAGGAAAAGCUUCAGCUUGCUGCGGCAACUCCGGCUGCACGAGGAGACCCACGCGGACCCAACCGUCAACGUCUGCCCGUACUGCGCGAAAGCAUUCGACGAUCGUAUCAAGUGCGAACGGCACGUUCGGGACGUUCACGAGCAGUCGCGGCACCACUGCGAGCCGUGCGGCAAGGCGUACAAGUGCCGCAAGACGCUGAUCCGGCACAAUAUUGUCGAGCAUGGCAUUCCGGGGCCGUACGCGUGCGAUCGCUGUCCGGUGAGCUUUGCGCUGGCAGGGGAAGUCAAGGAUCACCGGCGGAAGUUCCAUCCGGAUGGGGUGGGUUCAAGUGAGGACCAGGCGAUGGAGAUGGAAGAGGAAGGUGAAGCUAGCUGGGAGUGCAAGUUGGAGGUUGAAGAGCCGAAAUUGGGUGGAUUUGAAGACAGUGAGGAGGAGGAGGAAGACGAUGGAGCGAAGGCAUGAGCUUUGUGGGGAUGUUGAUAGGCGUAGACUUAGCGCAAUCGAAUAAAUUAUUUAUUUUGGAAUG